GUCUCCCUCCUCCUGGGCGAGCCCUUCUUCACCACCAGCUUGCUGCCGUGGCACAACCUGUACUUCUGGUAUGUCCGGACCGCUGUGGACCAGCACCUGAGGCCUGGCGCUGUGGUGAUGCCCCAGGCUGCCUCACUGCACGCCAUGGUCGUGGAGUUCAGGGACCUGUGGCGGAUCCGGACACCCUGUGGGGACUGCGAAGGCUUCGAUGUGCACAUCAUGGAUGACAUGAUUAAGUCUGCCCUGGAUUUCCGGGAGAGCAGGGAAGCGGAGCCACACCCACUGUGGGAAUACCCGUGUCGCAGUCUCUCUGAGCCCCAGCAGAUCCUGACCUUUGAUUUCCGGCAGCUGGUCCCCCAGCAGCGCUUGUGUGCUGAGGGCACCAUGGAGCUGAGGAGGCCAGGGAGGAGCCAUGGAGCUGUCCUGUGGAUGGAAUACCACUUGACGCCGGAUAGCACAGUCAGCACUGGCCUCCUGGAGCCCGCAGAAGACAAGGGGGAUUGUUGCUGGAACCCCCACUGCAAGCAGGCUGUGUACUUCCUCAGCCCCACGUUGGAUCCCAAAAUGCUGCUGGGCAGUCCUCGGGCAGUGAGCUAUGCUGUGGAGUUUCACCCAGGUUCAGGAGAUGUCACCAUGGAGUUCAAGCUCACAGAUACCUGGAACUGACCCUCCCUUGUUGAGAAAUAAAAUAUCCAGAGUUUGCAGCUGUAAAUGGGUUGUGGCUUUUGGG
Molecule: messenger RNA, 730 nt
Organism: Fukomys damarensis (Damara mole-rat)
Lineage: Eukaryota; Metazoa; Chordata; Mammalia; Rodentia; Bathyergidae
Product: protein arginine N-methyltransferase 7
Exons: 5
Biological process (GO): peptidyl-arginine methylation
Molecular function (GO): protein-arginine N-methyltransferase activity
Source: RefSeq, a predicted model, not a curated record